Messenger RNA from Mycetomoellerius zeteki, 895 nucleotides. It is a transcript of the gene Tfb4, whose product is annotated as transcription factor B4. The transcript has 6 exons. Lineage: Eukaryota; Metazoa; Arthropoda; Insecta; Hymenoptera; Formicidae. Gene Ontology annotation, biological process: regulation of DNA-templated transcription; nucleotide-excision repair. Bases 8 to 886 code for a protein of 292 amino acids. The record is from RefSeq and is a predicted model, not a curated record. Gene Ontology annotation, cellular component: transcription factor TFIIH core complex; transcription factor TFIIH holo complex.
CAACAAAAUGUCGACUGAAAUAGAAACGAGUAUGUUGGUGAUCGUUCUGGACGUCAAUCCGAUGCAUCGUAUAGUGAAGCAAGAAAUCAAGAUACUGUCACAGUGUUUAGACUCUACAAUUGUUUUUGCCAAUGCUCACCUUAUGCAAUCGUCUAAUAAUGAACUGGCAAUAAUGUCAUGUCAUAGCCAUGGUGCUAGCUUCCUUUAUCCUUAUGAAAAUGCAAUAGAAAUAAGACAGAUAGAUGGGCAGUACGAAAAGUUUACCAUGGUAGAGCGCACGGUACGUCAGCAAUUGCAGCAGGUCAUUAAUGAGAUCUCCAUGGGUGUUCCAUUGAAUACGGAGAGUCUCAUCUCUGGUGCACUCAGUAUGGCGUUGUGCUAUAUUGCUCGGUUGGAGCGAGAAAAAGUUGCUGGCCAGAAGUUGCAUCCUAGGAUAUUGGUGAUUACUGCCAGCAAUGACUCGGCCACGCAGUACAUGAAUUACAUGAACAUAUUCUUCACUGCACAGAGAAUGAAUGUCAUUUUGGAUGUGUGCAGCUUGGAUCAAGAGCUGACACUCUUACAACAGGGCUGCGAUAUUACUGGUGGUAAUUACCUGAAGGUGCCACAGCUUGCUGGAUUGCUGCAGUAUUUAUUGUGGGUUUUCCUGCCAGAUCCCAGUGUUAGGUCAAAAUUGGUUCUUCCUCCACCAGUAAAGGUGGAUUAUAGGGCAGCGUGUUUUUGCCAUCAGGAACUUAUUGAUAUUGGAUACGUUUGUUCCAUAUGUUUAUCAAUCUUCUGUAAGUUCAGUCCAAUAUGCACUACUUGCCACACGGUAUUCAAGAUGCCAGGACCUAUGCCAAUAAAGAUGAAGAAGAAAAAGAAAAAUGUAGACGUCGUCCAUUAAUUGUAUAUU